GGCAGUUCGGUGUCAGUGAACAGCAGUGUGUUUGCUGCAGCAUUUGAAGUCCUCUUUCAGUGGAGUCGGGAGGGCCAGGUGGGGACCUGUUGCAAACAAGCGCCCAAUCGAUAAGUUUUUUCGAGGCAUCUUCUGAUAUCUCAGCUUGCUUGCCAGGGUCCCUGAUUGUAUACUUUGCGCAUUCUUAAAGAUUAGGAGCGUUGUUACAUCAGCUCCAAGCAGAUGGCCGGAAGCAGUGCAGCUUUGGGCACCAGUUCGACUUGCCUUAUGUCGUUUCAGCACAACACUUUAUCGAGUCCAAGUAAAAGCACAAGUACCGCACCAGUCUUUGCAUGCGGCCAUUGCUGGCGUACAUCAAGCAGCUUUACAGGACAGAGAGGGGCAUUACGGUGCUUACAAACACUUAGAAACACAGCAAUUCAGCAGUGGCGAAGCAGCCACAGAGACUCGUUAAGUCGCCACCAUCGACCCCCAAUUCUUGAACAUAAGCUGUCCUGCAGCUGCAGUCAAGCAGGUGAAGAUAGGCCAUCAGAAUCAAAGCAUGAUGAUGGCGAACACUUUGAAAGCGCAGGCGCCAAAUCGCUCAUUGAGGAGACCUCCACAGCAGAGGUUAUAGGAGUCGUGAUUGUGGAUCAUGGCUCGAGGAGAGCCGAGUCCAACAAUCUGCUCGAUGCCUUUGUCAGCCUCUACAAGGCCCACACAGGUCGGUCUCUCGUUGAACCGGCACAUAUGGAAAUUGCACAGCCGUCAAUAGCGGACGCGUUUGACAAAGUGGUGGAGCGAGGAGCGAAUGUCGUUGUUGUCAGCCCGUACUUCCUCUCCCCCGGGCGACACUGGUUUCAGGAUAUUCCAGAAUUGGCAGCGGAAGCAAGUGAGAAGCAUCCCGGAAUCAAAUACCUGGUUACCGCGCCAAUCGGCUUGCAUCCACUGAUGGCGGACAUCAUCGAGGACCGCAUUCAGCACUGCCUGCAACGCUCAGCUGGGAAAGCAGACGAAUGUGAUGUCUGUAUAGGAACUGGUCGCUGUAAAAUAGUCACUUCAUAAUGUAAAGUUUGUAUGUAAACAGCCACCCCCCCGAGCUCGAUCUGGCUCGUUGCUCCUCCACCAAUCACUUUUUCAUUUGACGGCGGGUCCGGGUCGACGCACCACGUUGAUUUGCAGUGUCCUUGCAUCACAAAUAUCUGAAAUUUUGGAAGACCAAAAAGUUCAUAUGGCAGACAUGAUCUCGGACAAUCUGCUCUCGAAUCGACGAGCCGG
Klebsormidium nitens is the source of this 1257-nucleotide messenger RNA. The record is from the annotation of a GenBank genome assembly. NCBI's taxonomy places the organism in Eukaryota, Viridiplantae, Streptophyta, Klebsormidiophyceae, Klebsormidiales, Klebsormidiaceae.